This is a messenger RNA of Entrophospora candida, 1173 nucleotides long. The record is from the annotation of a GenBank genome assembly. NCBI's taxonomy places the organism in Eukaryota, Fungi, Glomeromycota, Glomeromycetes, Entrophosporales, Entrophosporaceae.
AUGAUAAAAUUAAAUUAUAAUUCAAUAUCAAAAAAAAUUAUAAUUUUAAUAACCUCGUAUUUUUUAAUUUUGAUUACUACAUGUUUAUCCUAUGAAAAGAAUAUUAUUAAUAAACGGGAACCAUCAAAGGACAACGACAUAAUACAAAGAAUAAUAUCGUUUGUUAAAGAUAAUUUAACAAUAAUAAUAGCGGGCGCAGCAGUAAUCUUUGUAUUAGUGAUAAUUUAUAUUUAUGCUAGGAUUAAAUAUAAAAAAGGUAGAAAUACGAUUGUCUUUACAUUAGCCUUAAUUGUAACAAAUUUGGGAUUAGAUAUUACAUUUAUUUUAAAAAAUAUACUUACAGAUGAUGGCAGAUUUUUACUAAUACCAAGUCUGGUGGCAUUGUGUUUACCAUUCGGUUUUAAUUUAGCACUAGCAUUUUACAUAAUCUCUCAACAAAGUGUCAGCAGUAACAAUGAAGAAUUUGCAAGAUGGUUACGCAAAUAUAGGCGUUUUGCCGGGGCCAUGACAGUUUUAUCAAUGGUGCACAUUGAGGUGUUGAGAUUAUUAAAUUCCAAAUUCUUGGGAUUGGAAAUUUUCAAGGCUAGAUUUGAUCGUGGCGCGGUAAAAAAGAUCUUUAUGGGUGGUCUGUUCAAUUUGAUUAUUGAAGAUAUUCCUCAGCUUGUAAUUGUGGCAUUGUAUCAACAAAAAACGCAAUCAAGAGAAGUAGUACCAAUCUUGACAAUAAUAUCAGGUGUAAUAAUGUUAUUAAAUGAUCUGAUUAGUAGGAUAUAUGAACUUAUAACAGUACCAAAACCUCGUAAAUCAGAUGUAAAUCCAAGUAGCGAAGAAGAAGAUAAAGAAUUUUCUGGCAAUCUAGAUAAUACAAGUAAUCCAAGUUUAGUCAAUCCAAAUUUUUACUCAAACCAUAGUAAUAAUAGUUCACAUCAUGAUCUAAAUGUUAAUUAUCCAUUACAACCAAUAACAAAUUAUCCAUUACAACCAAUAACAAAUUAUCCAUUACAACCAAUAACAAAUUAUCCCUUACAACCAACAACAAACUAUCCAUUACAACCAAUAACAAACUAUCCAUUAUCAUUAACAACACAACCAAUUGUACCAAACAAUCAACGGAUUGAAAUUUCACCUGAGGGACAACCUUAUACUACUGGUUAUGUAUAUGUUCCAAAUUAA